Trichogramma pretiosum is the source of this 2903-nucleotide messenger RNA. RefSeq names its product band 4.1-like protein 4. Bases 70 to 2847 code for a protein of 925 amino acids. The transcript is spliced from 16 exons. Gene Ontology annotation, cellular component: cytoskeleton. The record is from RefSeq and is a predicted model, not a curated record. NCBI's taxonomy places the organism in Eukaryota, Metazoa, Arthropoda, Insecta, Hymenoptera, Trichogrammatidae.
CAGCAGUAGUUGUCGGUAGAUCGAGUAGUGACGAUUGCCUUAGACUGUGAUCCGCUGCAAAGCUGCAUCAUGGUCGUCGACUGGCUGUGUCCGGGCCUGAGGCCCUCGGCGAAUCGCCGACCGCGACUGCUCCACUGCAAGGUCAUACUGCUCGACGAGCACGAGCUGCUACAGGACAUUUUGAAUUCAACGUUGGGCCAAGAGUUGAUGGACAGAGUCUUCCGACACCUGAACUUGCUCGAGACUGCUUACUUCGGUCUUCGAUAUCUCGACCAUGAGAACCAGACGCAAUGGCUCGAUCCGAGUAAGAAGAUUGGCAAGCAGCUCAAAGCCAAGAAGGGUGAUCUCAACCCCGACGCUCACACGCUCUACUUCUGCGUCAAGUUCUACGCCGCCGAUCCCUGCAAGCUCAUCGAGGAAAUCACGAGAUACCAGUUUUUUCUUCAGGUUAAACAGGACAUACUGCAGGGCAGACUUCCGGUCUCCUUUGAUCUCGCUGCAGAGCUAGGCGCCUACGUCGUUCAAUCCGAGCUUGGGGAUUACGAUCCAAGGCGUCACUCGUACGGCUACGUGUCCGAAUUUCGAUUCCUGGCGAAUCAAACCUCGGAGCUCGAAGCGAGAAUAGUCGAGCUGCACAAAACCUUAGUCGGACAGUUACCCUCGGCGGCCGAGCUGAAUUACUUGGACAAAGUGAAAUGGCUGGAAAUGUACGGGGUCGAUCUUCAUCCUGUAUUGGGAGAAGAUUGCGUGGAAUAUUUCCUCGGACUGACACCGAGCGGCAUUAUUCUCCUGAGAAACAAGACGAAAGUUGGCAACUACUACUGGCCGCGCAUCAACAAAAUCUAUCACAAGGGCAAGUACUUCAUGCUGAGAGUGAGCGAGAAGAACUCGGCCGACCGGACGCACGGCUUCGAGACGCCGUCGCGCGGUGCCUGCCGUCACCUCUUCCGCUGCUGCAUCGACCACCAGGCGUUCUUCCGGCUGAUGGCCACGGGGCCGCCGCCGCUCAGCCCGUACUCGCGCUUCCGCUCCUACAGCCCGCCGAUGACCAGCGUCUCCGGCCUGGCCAUCAGCGACAAGCAGCAACAGAUGAGGCGCAUGGCGCAGCCGAGCUUCACCCGCAUGCCGAGCCGUCGCGCCCAGCGCCGAGUCGUCGAGGGCCAGGAGAUGGUCGGCGGCUACGUCGAGGGCAAUCAUCAGGGCGGCCAGAUGGGCCAGAGCCAGAACUGCCUGGCGCACGGCGGCGGCGGCGGCGGGGGCAGCGUCGCGUCGCGCAACAAUCAGAAUCCCAGCCCGAGGAGCACGAGGAGCGCGCCCUGGACCCAGAGCCAGCCCAGGGGCCUGUACACGUCGUCCAGUCCGAGAUCCGUGAGGUCGUGCGGAGCAGCUUCGACGCUGCUGAACCGGCUGAAUCGUCGGAGCAGCUCCGUGGAGAGCCAGAGCUCGGUGGACAGUCACAGUCGCGGCGGCGGUGGUGGCCACGGUCGUCGGCGCAGUCACAGCCGCGGCCAUCGCAAGCACAAUCGCCAGUCCGACUGCGAGUCGCAGCUGUCGCGCGGCUCCACGCAAAAGUCCGGCCACAGAAAGCAUCGCAGGAGGCACAGAAGCUCCCGACAUUCCAGCAGGCACGAGAUGGUCGACUCGGCGCCCCAGUGGCGCGAGGCUCAGCGCAGAAAGGGCGAAAUAAUCCAGAGGGCAGUCAUCAGCACAACCGAGCCAAGGAGGAGACACAGGAGCAAACACAGGAGUCCAUCGUCGAAGCACCCGCUGCCGGAUGAGCUGAGAAAGCACUUGGAGUUCGGCCUGGUCGACACGUCGGGCAUGAGCGAGCAGCAGAGGCGCGAGAUCGCCUACACGGUGGUGCAGUCGCAGAUGGCCCAUCAUCGCCAGCAGCAGCAGAUGCACCAUCAGCAGCAGCAUCACCAGACUCCACCGCCCCCUGCGCCCAGCCAACAGCAAAAUCAUCAUAAUCAUCAUAAUCAGCAACAGCAGCAGCAGCACAACGGCCAGCAGCCGGACCAGCAUAAUCAACAGAAGCAGCAUCAGCAAAUGUUGCAUCAUCAGCAGCAGCAGCACAACAAUCAUCAUUAUCAGCCGAUGCCCAUGUAUCAUCAUUCGCAGCAGUCUCAACAGCAGCAGCAGCAGCAGCAGCAACACAAUCAUCAUCAGCAUCAUCAGCAUCAGCAUCACGGAUUGCCGAUCAUGCACUGCCACUCGAUGAGCGGCCUGGCGGCGAGCAAUUCGCGCCUCGACCACGACGACUUGGGCCCGAACGGCUCACCGGCCACUAGAGGCGUCGGCUUCUCGGUGAAGCGCGACCGGCGCACGGCCUACCAGUGUCACGCCGUAGGCCCAGGUGGUGGUCGUUCCGGCGGCGGCGGCGAUAGUCACAGCGUCGUCGGCGUACCCAUAGCCGUCGCCGACCUCAUGAUGAUGCCCCAGCAGCAAAGCAGCAUCGGCAGCAGACGCAGCGGCGGAGGCUCCUCGUCGCGCUCGACCUGCGGACGCCUCGAGCACCAGUCGCUGUACGCGACCCGCAAGAUGUCGAGCUCGUCGUCGUCGCUGAGGGCCAGCAGCGUGGCGGGCUGCCGCAGGCCGAUCUGCAGCCCCCUGGACAGCGGCCUCGGCGAGAGCACCACCCAGGACUUCUCGAGCUGCUGCUCGAGCAGCGCCGACAGCACCAAGCAAACCCGCCCCACGCAAAGGCAAUUAGACGAAGACGGAUAUUAUAAAGUUUCUUCUGAUACCUCAAAGCAAGAUUUUACGAAGGGCGAUGCGACGUUGGACGCCGUUCUACAACCAAUGAUCUCCACAUUAACGCGAAAACGUCGAACCAAACCAAAGUAAUCUCCAGAGGAUAGUCUCUACACAGCUGGACCUCAUGUGCACAUAUUGUAUAUUUA